Messenger RNA from Acanthosepion pharaonis, 801 nucleotides. The record is from the annotation of a GenBank genome assembly. Lineage: Eukaryota; Metazoa; Mollusca; Cephalopoda; Sepiida; Sepiidae.
AUGGCUAAAAGCAGGUUUGAAUAUGUAAAAUCAUUUGAACAGAAUGAUUCCUGUCUUCCAAAUUGCUGGUUGGUUGUACGGAUAGAUGGAAAAGGUUUCCACAGGUUCUCUGAAGUUCAUCAUUUUGUAAAACCAAAUGAUGACCGAGCUUUACAGUUGAUGUCUCGUGCUGCACAGUGUGUUAUGGAAGAAUUCAAGGAUAUUAUUUUAUGCUAUGGUCAAAGUGAUGAAUAUAGUUUUGUGUUUAAAAAGAAUACACAACUUUAUUGUAGGCGGGCAAGCAAACUUAUGACAAAUGUUGUUAGUCUCUUUGCAUCAUCUUUUGUGUUUAUCUGGCCACAGUAUUUCAGCAGCCAAGAACUUCAGUAUCCACCUGCCUUUGAUGCACGUAUUGUUUGCUACCCUUCAGACCAAAAUCUGAAAGAUUAUUUCAGUUGGCGACAAGCUGAUUGUCACAUUAAUAAUUUAUACAAUACUUGUUUCUGGAAACUUGUUCAAGAAAAAGGAUUAACUCCUGCACAAUCUCAAGAAAAGCUGAAGGGUACACUUUCCAGUGAUAAAAAUGAAAUCUUGUUCACAGAAUUCAACAUCAAUUAUAACAAUUUACCAGAAAUCUACAGGAAAGGAACAAUUUUAAUUAGACAAAAGAAAGGCAAUACAGAAUCCCAAACUCCCAGCUGUACAACUUCCUCUUAUUACUGCCAACAAAACAAAAAGACAAGACCUAGGAUAUCAAUGCUGCAUGUAGACAUUAUUGGAAAUAGUUUUUGGAAUGAACACCCAGAAUUAUUAGAGAGUUAA